This is a messenger RNA of Lucilia cuprina (Australian sheep blowfly), 2115 nucleotides long. It is a transcript of the gene SoxN, whose product is annotated as transcription factor SOX-2. Gene Ontology annotation, molecular function: RNA polymerase II cis-regulatory region sequence-specific DNA binding; DNA-binding transcription factor activity, RNA polymerase II-specific. NCBI's taxonomy places the organism in Eukaryota, Metazoa, Arthropoda, Insecta, Diptera, Calliphoridae. Bases 493 to 2115 code for a protein of 540 amino acids. The transcript has a single exon. The record is from RefSeq and is a predicted model, not a curated record. Gene Ontology annotation, biological process: positive regulation of transcription by RNA polymerase II; anatomical structure morphogenesis; cell differentiation.
UUUUUGUUUAUUUUUUUUCAUUUUAACGCGCCAUUAUUUACUUUUAUUGAAACUCCUAAAAACAAAUAAAUAAAAGUCUAAACAAAUAUCAUUAAAAAAAGUGUGGAACAAAAUAAAUUAUAAAGCCCAGAAAAGGCUCAUAAGUGUUAAAUUAUAAAAAAACCAAACAAUUAAAAAACAAAAUAUUUUAAUAUAAAAUAAACAAAAUUUUUAAAUAAAACCCAAUAAAUUCCAAACUAAAAAAAGGUUUCCAGUAUGUCCAAAGAAAACUUGUUUUAAAACAUAAUUUCAAAACAAAAUCAAAAAAUUUCUUAAAAAACAAACAACAAGUGCUGAAUAUUUAACUCAAACGAAACUUUUCUACCAGCAGACCUUUAAAGUGCCAAACGAAUAAAAAAAAAACAAACUUUUAAAACAAAAACAUAAAACAAAUUCAUAUUUCCGCAAUCAAUUUAAUUAAAAAAAUAAAAUAAAACAUAACAAACCAAUAAUAUGCUUACCAUGGAAUCAGAUAUGAAAGGUGGCAUAUUACAUGCCACCAUGCCACCACAUCAUGCAUCGGCUGCUUUGCAUGGACAUGCCGCUUCACCCUAUAGUGCUUUGGGUCCUCUAAUGAACUUGGGCCAAUCACAUUUGACACAAUCACAUUUGUCACAUCAUCACCAACAUCAUAUGACUUCACAUUUGGCCUCACAGACAACGGCCGCCGGCAAUGGCACCUCUAGUGCCUUGAGUUCCCUGCAGAACAGCAUGGCCCAGACUUUGAAUGGCAAUGCUGGACAGCAACACCAUUCGCCCUUGCACAGCUCCAGCGAUUUGAGUCCCACCCAAAGUUCACACACCAGCAUAGGCAGUCAUCAUAUGACCUCGCCGGGACAAUCACAUCAUCAUGGUUCACAUCAUCAUUCUGGUGGCAUGGGAGGACAAAGUACUCCUCUUAGUUCUAGCGGCAGUUCGGGUGGUGGUAAUGUUAAUAAUAAUAAUUCUUCGGCCGCCAAUAAAAAUGCCCAAAGUGCUGCCGAGCGUGUUAAGAGACCCAUGAAUGCUUUUAUGGUUUGGUCUCGUGGCCAGCGUCGCAAAAUGGCCUCGGAUAAUCCCAAAAUGCACAAUAGUGAAAUCUCCAAACGUUUGGGUGCCCAAUGGAAGGAUUUAUCUGAAGCUGAAAAGCGUCCUUUCAUCGAUGAGGCUAAACGUUUAAGAGCCGUGCACAUGAAAGAGCAUCCCGAUUACAAAUAUCGUCCACGUCGCAAGACAAAAACUCUUACCAAAACCAAGGAGAAGUAUCCUUUAGGUGUAGGUGGUCUCUUGCAAUCCUCAGAGCCCAGCACACCCACCGCCCGCACCAGUUCAGCUAAUUCGAUCAGCUCGGCUGCUCAACAGGCGGCCAGUGUGAAUCGUGAUAUGUAUCCCAUGAGUGCUCCCAAUGGAUAUAUGCCCAAUGGCUAUAUAAUGCAUGAUCCCUCGGCUGCUGCCUAUCAGAGUCAACAUGGCGCCUAUAUGGGUAACUAUCACCGUUACGAUAUGGGACAAAUGCAUCAAGCUGCAGCAGCAGCGGGUUCCCUAAACUAUAUGAAUGCCGCUGGUAGUGGUUAUGGCAUGUAUGGCACCGUAAGCGGCGGUCAAACCUCACCCUACGGCAACAUACAACAGCCUGGCUCACCGUAUGGGGGAGGCAGUGCUCAACCACAACCUGGUUCACCGUACGGACUCUCCGGCCAGCCUGGUUCUCAAGUCUCCUGCCAAAGUCAUAGUCCCAGCGAUUCCAGCGUUAAAUCAGAACCAGUCUCGCCCAGCCCCAUGCACAGUUCUGGGGGACAAUCAUCCGCUCAACAGAAUUCCGCCUCCGCCGCCGUUAUCACCAACAACAAUAAUCACAUAAUGAAACAGGAAUAUGUGAGAGCCCAACAGCCGUCUUCGGAACUUAACCACCUUAUGAAUAUGUAUCACCUGCCCGAUGGUAUGCAAGCAUCCGCCGCUGCAGCUGCUGCCGCCGCCGAGCAUCACCAGCGCAAUCUGAUGCACUAUCAGACUAGUUCGCCCGAUUUGCAACAGCAUCAGGCGCACCAGCAUCAUCAGCAGUCGAUGCGUAGCAUGGCUCCUCUCGCCCAUAUGUGA